Molecule: messenger RNA, 1011 nt
Organism: Oldenlandia corymbosa var. corymbosa
Lineage: Eukaryota; Viridiplantae; Streptophyta; Magnoliopsida; Gentianales; Rubiaceae
Source: the annotation of a GenBank genome assembly
AUGGAGCAGAACAAAGACCUCUGUCCAAGUUGGAAUUUGUGCAAUGAAAUUGCGGAUAUUGCAUUGCAAUCGGAUCAUUGUGAACUUGCCUUUUUUUCCCUGCAAUUCAUGGCGAGAUGGAUUGCUCGCGGGGAGAUUGAAAGGCCACCUCUUCUGUGGCCCGUCGAUCAUGGUCUAAUUGUUUCUGCACUUGCAACUGCUGGUAGAACAUAUAAUCCCAAACUCUUGGAAGCUUCGUGGUCCAUCCUAAAGCGAACAUCACGUGGAGAUACUGUCCCAAGCCCUGAAUGUUACCUUGCAAAGAUAUCUGCCUAUUCUUCUCUCGGUAACUUACCGAAGGCUUAUGGUACUCUUCGUGAAUUUGAAGCAGCUCAUGGGAAUCCCAGAGAUGAAGCUUUGCAAGAUCUAUUCUCCCCUUUUACAUCCUUAAAUCCACUGGUUGUUGCAAGCUCCAAGAAAGGUUUUGUAACUUUGGAUGAGGUUUAUUAUCAGUUAGAGAAUUUGAGUCAAGGUGACCCUCCUUAUAAGUUUGUUGCAGCACUGAACUGUAUAAUUAUGGGUUGUGGAAACAUUUGGGAUGUCGAUCGAGCGUACCAGACUUUCAACGCAAUUGAUGCUAGUUUUGGUUUGACACCGGAUAUUCAUUCAUACAACUCUCUCAUAUAUGCUUUUGGGAAGCUGAAAAAGACAGAAGAAGCUGUGAAGGUGUUUGAUCACUUUGUCAGCUUAAGUUUGAAGCCAAAUGCCACAACAUAUUCUCUGCUUGUUGAUGCACACCUGGUUACAAAAAACCAGAAAGCUGCUCUAUCAGUAAUUCAGGAAAUGGUACAGGAAGGAUAUGUACCAUCGAAGGAAUUGCUAAAAAAAGUCCGAAAGAGAUGUGUCCGGGAGAUGGAUGAUGUUACAAAUAGCAAGAUAGGAGCUUUGGCUUCCCAAUUCAACAUUCGAUUGGGUACUGAGAAUCGACGGAACAUACUAUUUAAUCUCGAGUACAGUACUGAAUCUGCCUGA